Molecule: messenger RNA, 111 nt
Organism: Leptinotarsa decemlineata (Colorado potato beetle)
Lineage: Eukaryota; Metazoa; Arthropoda; Insecta; Coleoptera; Chrysomelidae
Source: RefSeq, a predicted model, not a curated record
UCCAACAGCAUAUCGCGAUCGAUGUCGUCGUCGUCGUCAACGUCAACCCGAGCAGAGGCGAGUCAAGCCAAGAUAAGUCAAUCCGAUCCAAGCCAAGAUGAGUCGAACUGA